Endocarpon pusillum Z07020 is the source of this 2202-nucleotide messenger RNA. RefSeq lists its product as uncharacterized. The transcript is spliced from 4 exons. The coding region runs from base 1 to 2202 and encodes 733 amino acids. Lineage: Eukaryota; Fungi; Ascomycota; Eurotiomycetes; Verrucariales; Verrucariaceae. The record is from RefSeq and is a predicted model, not a curated record.
AUGGAGAAUAUUAGCAGCUUGAUUCGUGAGGUUGACAACCUCUUGACCGGCACCACCGAAGAUGCCUUGAAGUCUUUCGGCUGUUUCCUGCAGAAUGAGAAUAUCGGCCAAGGCGAGCUUGCCAUAUGGGCAUUGGCAAAGCCCUGCCAGAUCGUCCCGCUGGCGAAACUGGUUAUCGACCUCAACCAAGAGCCCAGCAUCUUCAGAAGGCUAGCAGUAUUGCCCACCUUUGUCAAUACUGUCCUGGAGAUGGAUCCAUCUUGGAUAGAAGAUCGUCCCGACAGAACGGACACGGGUGCAGCCAGUAACCUGUCUCAACGCCACCGAUUCCAUUGUGCUGCUUUAGUGGCUCAUUAUACACUGAACAAGGAAGCUCUUCCUAUUUCGACUCAGCAGCUCGUACAAGAUGCAAUCGUCUCCGCGGCUGAGAGUCCAACUGAGGCAAACCUUCGUUGUCUCUCCGAUGUACUGAGUGCUCUUCCGGGCAACAUUCUGGAUUUCUUCACCGAGAAGUCACUGAGCAGACUAUCAACUCGGUGCAACGAUAUUUGUUCUGGAUCGACCAAGAGGGAAGAGUUUUCCAGGAUCAUGCUUGCGCAGGACCUACUGGCACAGGUAGCCGUCGCUUUUCAGACCCCUCAAAGUCCUUCGAAGAGUUCACUUGAGACACCACCAGGGGUCAAAUUCUCCGAGAAAUGCCGAAAACGCGUCUUCAAGCUCUUCUCUGGCUCUAACGCCUUGAGCGCGCUCAAACUAAUUGUUCUGUACUUGUCCGUGUUCUGUUCUGAUGACCCAGGGUCAUCGCCACUUCUUCCGCUUGAGGCGAUGAUAUUGGCACAGAGAAUCAUCGCGCCAAUCAGUGUGCCUGUUCGGCGGCAGUGGGUGGAAGAAUACCCACUCCUUAUCGAGAAAUUCCUUUCCAGAUUAAAUCGAGAAGCACUUGGUCUAAAUAUACGGCUCGAGGGUGUGAUGUUCUGCUUCUUGCUUUUCGGUGCAGAUAGUGAGAUGUCACUCGCCCUAAAGAAGGUAGCAAGUGCAGUACUUGUUGCUGUUUGUGAUCCUAAAUCCAGCUACGACAGCGCUGUAGCAACAGGAAACGACAAAGCCAUUGCAGAAAUUCUAGUCCGUUUGUGCUCUUCUAAGGCUAGUCCAAGUAGGACGUUACCUGGCAAAUCUGCAAUAGUGACACGGAUGUUGUCGUUUAUUGUGGAGCAGUGUCAGCCUUGGUGCUCGAAUGCAGUAAAUACCGCCCUCAAACUUUACCAAGCAAAACACGUCCUGAACUCUUUGCAUAGUGCUUCUAAUAGAUCUGGCAUCUUGCCAUGCAUUGUUGAUUUCAUUCAGCUUGGUUACGUGCCUGAUUGGUGGGGUUCAGAAGUCACAUUCCCGUUGUCAUUCCGAGACAGUGAGGUCGUGAACUGUAUUGGGGAGGAGGUCUGCUCAGAUUCUCUUGAGCGGCUACGUCUCGAACUAGCCACAAGUUUCUCCUCUCUCCUUCUAACAGCUGCCUGGCAUUCAGGCCGAUCACUCCAACAACCUGAAACCUGCCAAAGACUACUCAAUCGAUUGAAAGAAUCCUCCUCCGGGACGUCAGAUACGCUCUGCUCGUAUAGCGGCGAUCAAACCAUGGGCCUGGAAUACAAUGUGGCGUUGAUUGAGGCUCAGACUGAGUGUGAAGCUUUACGUGCCCGUCUACAGAAUGAAACCGCCCAGCGAAUCGGUCUUGAAGAACAGCUCGCACAGACAAAGAGGCUGCUGAAAGAAGAAAAGGAUGCGAGCAGUGCGCUCGAAAGUUAUCUGGAGACUGCUGAGCGGGAAUGUGCUGAUAUGGGAGACCGUCUUCGACAAUCUCGCGAAGAUUACACAGAGCUCUUGGCAGAUGCGGAUCGAAAGGUGCAAGCGGUGGAAACGAAGUACGUCGUAGAACAGGUAAACUACCGAGCAGAGUUGUUAGGACGAGAAAAGGAGCUGGAGAUCGAAUUAGAGGAGGUAGAGUUUGACCUGGAGCACAAAGAAGAGGAGCUUCAGCUCGAGAAACAGAAACGAGAGAACGUCGAGGCGGAGAUGAAGGCGGCGCUGGCACGAGCAGACGGACAGAUUGAGGAACUACGCUUGGCUGUGGCUGAGAAGGACAAGGCUUUGGGAGAAGCGGAAUCUCUGAGAAUGAGGCUCGUGGCACUUCUUGGAGGAAGAGUCGACUGA